AUGCCACUUGUAAAUAACAAAGUGGGAGAUGAUUGCACAGUCGGCACAGACGAGGCUUUGGCUGAUGGGAAGGCUCUGGUGGAUUCCUUGAUAAAGGUGGUGGCCUGUUACCGGCACUUGGCCUCGUGCGUUGGUGGUUGCACAGACAGCCUGCAGCUGCGGGAUGAGCUGCGUCAAACGAGAGAAAAGGCCCAGAGGCUGGCCGCGUCCACCUGUAGUCUGCUGACCUCACGUCUCCGGGACAAGAGCCUGCCUGAGGAGCAGCGUAAGGAGAUGGAGCUCCUCUGGGUGGCCUUCUCCUCCAGCCUAGAGCUCCUCCAUGUUGACAUGUGCAAAGUCUUCAGCAUGGGUGACAUCUUCUCUCUGGCCAACACCGCUGCUCUGGUGCAAACUGGCCUCCAAGGGGGAGCCGGCGAGGUGGCAGCUCGGGCGCUCAGUCUGCCAGACCUGAACCGGGCUCAGAGUCCCGCCGCCGCGCCCGACCCGGAGGGCCUGGAGAGCCAGGAGCGCAGCGACCUGGAGCGGGAGAUCGGCCGAAUCGACCGCAUGAUCGACGACAUGGAGAUGAAAGUCAACGUGCUGCGCUGGAUGGUGGAGGCCCGCGGGCCCCAGUACGCAGAGCCGCUGAGCAGCACCGACAGCGCCUCCCUGGCCCCGCUGUCCACUGAUGAGGAGCAGGCGGGGCAGCGGCCUCCCUCCCAGCGCAGUCGCAUCUUUGUGCUCUUAUUGCUGUUUGCUGUUGUUUUGGUGGCAGCCACUUUAUCUGUGUGUGUCGUCUUCUUCUCGUGAGCAAAACCUUAAUACAAUAAAUACACAACCUCAGCCAGAUGCUCAGUAACACUGUAA
Xiphias gladius (swordfish) is the source of this 846-nucleotide messenger RNA. RefSeq names its product regulator of G protein signaling 9 binding protein. NCBI's taxonomy places the organism in Eukaryota, Metazoa, Chordata, Actinopteri, Istiophoriformes, Xiphiidae. The transcript is spliced from 3 exons. Gene Ontology annotation, biological process: G protein-coupled receptor signaling pathway. The record is from RefSeq and is a predicted model, not a curated record. Gene Ontology annotation, cellular component: neuron projection. Bases 1 to 789 code for a protein of 262 amino acids.